UUCCCUAGCUCCUCAGCAGCUUCUCCUGGUGCAAAUCCCCUGCAAAGACACCGAAGCGGCCGCCGAAGUUGCCGGGCGCAGGACUCCGGAGGCAUUGGCUCAGGAACUUUUCACGUCAUUCCCGGCUCCGGAGCCCCUUAGUCGCGGCGGCGGCGCAGCCUUUCCCACCGCGGAUCCCCGGUGCUCAUGGGGCAGGCGGAGACAAGCUUGCAGCACUGAGCCCAACAGGACCAGUCCGUGAUGUCCAGCACUAAACUGGAGGAUUCCCUCUCUCGUCGCAACUGGUCAUCUGCUUCGGAGCUGAAUGAAACUCAAGAGCCGUUUUUAAACCCCACGGACUAUGACGACGAGGAAUUCCUGCGGUACCUGUGGAGGGAAUACCUACACCCGAAAGAAUAUGAGUGGGUCCUGAUCGCAGGGUAUAUCAUCGUGUUCGUUGUGGCUCUCAUCGGGAACGUCCUGGUCUGUGUGGCAGUGUGGAAGAACCACCACAUGAGGACAGUCACCAACUACUUCAUAGUCAACCUUUCCCUGGCAGACGUGCUCGUGACCAUCACCUGCCUUCCAGCCACCCUAGUUGUUGACAUCACUGAGACCUGGUUCUUUGGACAGUCCCUCUGUAAGGUCAUUCCUUAUUUACAGACUGUAUCAGUGUCUGUGUCUGUUCUUACACUGAGCUGCAUUGCCUUGGACCGAUGGUAUGCGAUUUGUCACCCUUUGAUGUUCAAGAGCACAGCCAAACGGGCUCGCAACAGUAUCGUCAUCAUCUGGAUUGUUUCCUGCAUCAUAAUGAUUCCUCAAGCCAUUGUCAUGGAGUGCAGUAGCAUGCUCCCUGGCUUAGCCAAUAAAACCACCCUCUUUACAGUAUGUGAUGAGCACUGGGGCGGUGAUGUCUACCCAAAGAUGUACCACAUCUGUUUCUUUCUGGUGACGUACAUGGCACCUCUGUGUCUUAUGGUAUUGGCUUAUCUGCAAAUAUUCCGUAAACUCUGGUGCCGUCAGAUUCCGGGAACUUCUUCUGUGGUUCAGAGAAAAUGGAAGCAGCCGCAGCCGGUUUCUCAGCCCCGAGGGUCCGGACAGCAGAGCAAAGCCCGGAUUAGUGCUGUGGCUGCUGAGAUAAAGCAGAUCCGAGCACGAAGGAAAACAGCCCGGAUGCUCAUGGUUGUACUUCUGGUCUUUGCAAUUUGCUAUCUACCAAUCAGCAUCCUCAAUGUGCUAAAGAGAGUGUUUGGGAUGUUCGCACACACUGAGGACAGAGAGACUGUCUAUGCCUGGUUCACGUUCUCUCACUGGCUUGUGUACGCUAACAGUGCGGCGAACCCCAUCAUUUAUAAUUUUCUCAGUGGAAAAUUUCGCGAGGAAUUUAAAGCUGCCUUUUCUUGUUGUCUUGGGGUUCAUCAUCGCCAAGGAGAUCGUCUCGCCAGGGGACGCACAAGCACAGAGAGCAGGAAGUCCCUGACCACACAGAUCAGCAACUUUGAUAAUGUAUCAAAACUCUCAGAGCACGUGGUGCUUACCAGCAUAAGCACACUCCCAGCAGCCAACGGGGCAGGACCGCUUCAAAACUGGUAUCAACAACAGGGAGUAGCAUCUUCACUUCUGUCAACCUGGCUGGAGGUCUGAGAGAAGAGGCUGAGUGUCCAUGUGGAAUCUCACCCAUGUCAUCUCAAAGGGAUAAUGGUUUACAAAACAGUCGCCACUUUGUUCUUAGUGUUGGUUAAAGAAGAUGGAUCUUAAGGCACUUGUGCGCUUUAUAAGUGACCUGGAUGACUUGAGAUUUUAAAACUUCCCAGUUAUCGAUUUUAUUUACUAAAGUUUAUGUUUUAUGGAAGCAGUUCAUUUUCGAGACUAACUAUUGGCUGGAAGAAAACUGAUACAUAAAUGAAACUCUGGGAAUGGAAUCAUGACGCAUGUCUAUAUUUCUCAACAUUAGGGCCCAUGAUCCUGAACAAUUUGGAUUAAUAUGGUGACCUUCACAGGACAAAUGGUUUAAAAAAAAAACAGGAGGCCCCCAAACAUAGCAAUGUUGUUGGGGUGCUUAACUACUUACCUCAUUGUGUGCUAAUGACACAAAUGAGAAGACUUUAUGGGAAAAGUUUAUUUUGGAGCUGAGUUAUGCUGAACAUUGGAUAAUUUAUCUGCCUUUAUUUCUAUUGAAUUUCAAACCUUCAAUGUGAGAUGUUAAUGUCAUUAGUUUUGUCACUAAUAAGAAUAGUGUAAUAAUUUUACCAAUUAUAUUUGAGAUUAAUGAUUUAUGAAUUUUAUAAUAUUGUAAAAUUCUUAAUAUUUUGAGUUCAUUCAUUUGGGGCUAAAUAUUUUCCCAAGUUGUGAGGAAAAGAAAUGUGACUUCUAAAUUUUCCACAACAUGGAACUAUUAAAUAGUUAUAAACUAUUGAUAAGUUUAGUGCAAAAGUGUUAGGCACAGUAAUACUCCAGUGCACAUUAUUCAGGAAGAAUAGUAACUACAUUUAUAAGCGACAAUAUGAAUGUGUCUAGAGAUGUUACUAAUCAUAACUGAAAUGAGGGCUAUUAGCACUUUGAUACAAUGUAACAAUAUCAGGUUUGCAUUAGCUGUGACUCAAACAAGAAUCAACUCCAUUUCAAAAACAUAGCUAGUCCUUAGAAUUAGAAACAUUUCAAUGGAACUCAAUUUUCAACGGAUAACUCUUCUAUUUCAUGUCACAAGUAAAAGCAUAAAUUCCAUUAGAUUAUUUUCAAAGAGUUUUCACAUUGCUUGAAACAAAAUAAUGGGGUUCGGGGGUCAUUAUAUAAGUAGGAAAGUAUUAAUUUAUAAUCCAUUCUAUUACUUUAUACACAGCAGAAAACCAAGAACAGGAACAUGAAAAGAACUGUCAGUUCUCCAAGUUCAAAGGGAGUGUUUUUCUACAGUUUUCUGCUACUGAAAAGGGGAACAAAAGACUCCCCAACUUGCCACAUAUGUCUAUUCUUUUAAAUUUUCUUUAUGGGCUUUGGGGUUAGAAAGCCUAGGUUUUUCAUGAAAUGUGUUUCUAUUAUUGUAUCUAUGUGUGUAUCAGCAUGUCAGUUGUUCAACAAGUAUACAUUUAAGGUCCUUUAUGACUGAUUGUACUGUGUUUUCAUGAAGAUCUUUCUUAUCAAAACAAUGUGAUUAUAUGUCUCCCAGUGUGAAGAUUGAAUUAUGUAUCUUUUAAGUAAAAUAUUACUGAGAAGUCCAUAAUCACAUCUACAUUGUCCUGCUGUACUAUGUGAAAAAUUAUGUUGUUGUUCAAUACAUAAAUUGGAUAUUUGCUCAUAAUUAUUGUCAAAUCUUUGCAGUUAAGGAUUGAAUUAACCCUGGUGCCAUACUUGAUGACCAAAAUAUUUUUCCAAUAAGUUUAUAUAACCAGGGAUAAUUAUGAUAUAAAAGAUUUUUAAUAUUGUUUCUAAGAGGAGGUACUACAAUAAAGGAUAAUAUUAAGUACACAGAUAUUUCAUAAAAGUUAUACAAAGCCACACACUUAUAGAAGUAAAAAUUGAAGCUUUUAUCUGAAUCAGAAUUUUCCUCUGUUGGUAGCUGAGAAUAACGGCCACCUUAAUUUUCAAAUCACUAUCAUAGUCUGUGAAUGCAUGAAUUAGUUUUCUCUAGGUAAUUAAACUUUUAAACUAUACCUCUAGUUGGCUCCUCUUUUACCCAGUUGAUUCUCAUGACUUUAGAAUUUAGUACAAAUGGUUUAAAUUUUUAAAACCAAUUCCUAUUUGGAACAUUUUAUUCUA
Onychomys torridus (southern grasshopper mouse) is the source of this 3732-nucleotide messenger RNA. RefSeq names its product hypocretin receptor 2 (gene Hcrtr2). Gene Ontology annotation, cellular component: membrane. Bases 241 to 1623 code for a protein of 460 amino acids. Lineage: Eukaryota; Metazoa; Chordata; Mammalia; Rodentia; Cricetidae. Gene Ontology annotation, biological process: G protein-coupled receptor signaling pathway; feeding behavior; circadian sleep/wake cycle process. Gene Ontology annotation, molecular function: orexin receptor activity. The record is from RefSeq and is a predicted model, not a curated record. The transcript has 8 exons.